Exophiala aquamarina CBS 119918 is the source of this 489-nucleotide messenger RNA. RefSeq lists its product as uncharacterized. NCBI's taxonomy places the organism in Eukaryota, Fungi, Ascomycota, Eurotiomycetes, Chaetothyriales, Herpotrichiellaceae. Gene Ontology annotation, molecular function: transcription cis-regulatory region binding; DNA-binding transcription factor activity, RNA polymerase II-specific. The transcript has 2 exons. Gene Ontology annotation, biological process: regulation of DNA-templated transcription. The record is from RefSeq and is a predicted model, not a curated record. Gene Ontology annotation, cellular component: nucleus. The coding region runs from base 1 to 489 and encodes 162 amino acids.
AUGGACCUAGGGUGGCAUAAUCUGUCACCUGGAGACGAUCAACAGCCCAACUCUCUGACAAGCUUGGACCAAAGAAAGCAGAGAAAUGUGGAAAGAACCUGGCUUGUACUGUUCGUCUAUGACCGCAGUAUAAGCUUACAAACUGGGAAGCCUCGAAUGAUCGACCGAAGCAGUUUUCUCGAGUCAGUCGACACCUGGUACCGAUCGCCGUUGGCAUUGCCGAGCGAUGUUCUCUUAUGUGCCUUCGUUUCGCUCCGGCUCCUAACAUCAGAGGUCUUCGAGCUUCUUGAAAUCCAACGUGCCCCAAGUCCGCAAAGUCCAACUCAUCAAAUCGAAUCUCUGUUGAAGAUCAUCGAAAGGCAAGUCAAGGCGUGGCAGGAGCACUGGCUGCGAAUUGCCGAGAAUGGUGUGUCCGCAAUCCGUGAUAAAUCUCUUUGGGUUGUUCUGACCUCUAAUCAGCUGGAUGCGAAGCUUGUAACAAACUUCUGA